Messenger RNA from Drosophila rhopaloa, 570 nucleotides. RefSeq lists its product as uncharacterized. The coding region runs from base 1 to 570 and encodes 189 amino acids. The transcript has a single exon. The record is from RefSeq and is a predicted model, not a curated record. Lineage: Eukaryota; Metazoa; Arthropoda; Insecta; Diptera; Drosophilidae.
AUGAAGGACGACUUCGAAAUGUGGCAAGAUAAAGUGGAAAGGGUGGACCUAAUCGAGCUCUCCUCAAAUGCACGCUACGAGUUCGCAAUUUCCUAUUGGAAAGCAAAGUCUUCGCUGACUCGCCACAUGGAUGCCUUUAUGAAGUCACACAUUGCAGAUGCUAACUCAACAGCAUUUCCUGCCUACCAGGACAAUAUCAAUUUUCCCUCCCAACUAAACAAGCGCAACUCUCGGCUACCAGAAUUACACUUGCCCAGGUUCAGCUGCAGCUACGAGGAUUGGCCAGAUUUCAUUGCCAUGUACAACAGUGUCGUAGGGAACAACGAGGAUUUAAGCACUGCAGAGAAAUUUCAACACCUGCGCGCAUGCUUGGAUGGCGCGGCUCUAAACACAAUCAAAUCGUUGGAACCUGCCGAUGCCAAUUACGAUAAGGCAUUGGAGUUACUUACAAAGCGUUUUGAUAACAAAUUGCUACAUUUUCAGGGUCAUGUUCGAGAUAUUUUUGGGCUGGUAAAUGUUGAAAAAGGAUCUUCAGAAGCCCUGCGCGGUCUAAGUGACAAAAUCAACUAG